Molecule: messenger RNA, 837 nt
Organism: Poeciliopsis prolifica (blackstripe livebearer)
Lineage: Eukaryota; Metazoa; Chordata; Actinopteri; Cyprinodontiformes; Poeciliidae
Exons: 5
Coding region: 25-498 (157 amino acids)
Molecular function (GO): RNA binding
Source: RefSeq, a predicted model, not a curated record
UUGUCUCACAUCUGCAUCAGGAUAAUGGCCUUCGAUAUCGGUGAGAAAGCACCUAAAAAAAGAACUUUCAUGGUGGUCCCAAAGAAAUACCAGACUGCCUUGCAGCAGUACUAUGAAUUGGAUCAUGGCUUGUUCAUCACAGAGCUGAAUCCCAAUAUAAAUGAAGGUUAUCUGGCUGCCUACUUUAAACCUUUUGGAUGUGUCACAAUGUGCAAGAUCAGGAAUAGUUCCGGCUCUUCAAAGGAUAGAGUGGCCUAUGUGAGGUUUUCCACAGAAGAUGAAGCAGACCAAGCAGACUGGGCUGGUCCUCACUAUAUAGGAGGGACAGAAUGUAAAGUAAAACGGGUUGUCAGUCCAAAGAUCGAAGGCGAGUCAGUCGGUGAGCCCACUCAAGUGCAAAUUAAACCUGCACUUCGCCGUCCAAUGGGUCUGGGCUACAUGCUGGAAGAUCCUCAGUGGUUAGAUGAAGAAGAGGACGAACAAACCAACCAAUUUUAAUAUGUAUUGUCUGUUGAAAGACCUAAGACGAAGACUUUGCAAAGUUGUGUGUUGUCAAAAUAACCUGUAAAUGCUUCCUAAUCUGCCAUCAGGUCUAUUAUGUUAUGGAGACACAACACAUCUUCUUUUUUUUUUUUUUUUAAUUCUUCACCUUUUGCUUUGAUAUGCCUGUUAAUGGGUAAAUAUUUUGCCCAAAUAUAUGUUAUCAUCAACAAUGGAAGAGGAUAUACAAUACUUUUUAAACAAGCCAAACUCCUAUGUACUACUAAAUGUCAAUUCAGACUAUCAAACAACUUUUAUUUGAAAAAUAACUGUACUUUUGAACCAAUUGUUUCUGUU